Molecule: messenger RNA, 6802 nt
Organism: Porites lobata
Lineage: Eukaryota; Metazoa; Cnidaria; Anthozoa; Scleractinia; Poritidae
Source: the annotation of a GenBank genome assembly
AUGGAGACCUGGUUUUGGAUUCUUGGAUGGGUUCUUUCGUUUCUUGCCAUCACUGGAAAUGGAUUUGUAAUCUUCCUCGUCUGCAGCAGACGAAAUCUCCGCACCAAAACCAACGCGUUUAUUGUUUCACUUGCAGUAGCGGAUUUCUGUGUUGGUUUGAGCGUCAUUCCUUCUUUGUUUAUAUGCGACGUUACAAGCACCUGUGAGUGGCCUCAGACUUUUCCGUCAUGGAAAGAUGUCGUAAGGUGGCUGUUUAGCUACCUGUCUGUUUUAAACUUGAGUUCUCUGGUGCUCGACCGUUAUAUCGCCAUCGUAAAGCCUUUUAAAUACAUAACUUUUAUGACUCGAUCUCGUGUUAUUGAAGUGAUAACUUCCUGUUGGAUAGCGUCAUUUACAUUGGUUGCGUUCAAGACCGCACUUCGGCUUUGCUGUGAGACCCCUCUGACCAGUAUCGUUGCAGUUGUGGUUUUAAUGAUUUCCAUGGAAAUCGUUCCAUGCGUUCUGCAGAUAUUCUGUUUUGUGUCAAUGUUACCUCAUGUAUGGAAACAUGAUCGGUCAGCACACACCCUAGCAAAACAGUUACGUUUUAACCAUGGGAUAUCUUUUAAAACCCAUAACGAGACGUCUGCAGUAAUAAUGAUGGGUAUUGUGAUAGGAGUGUUUGUUGUGUGCUACGGAAUAUAUUUGCGUUGUAGUCUCGUAGUACUAUCCGACACAAAUGCAUCAUGUAAAGAUGAACAAUACAAAAUUCCUGUAUUGGUUUUAAACUCGGCCAUUAACCCAAUGUCUUAUGCUUUUUUCAAAAGAGACAUAAAGAAAGAGUUUAAAAGGCUUAUCAGUCAGCUGGUUUAAUUUAGGCGGAAAAGUAACCGUGUAGAGCCUUCCACUUGAUCAUUUUUGAAGGACAUAGAUCUUAAUAUUGGUCGGCAGAACUGCCUUUGAUAGCGGAUUGUGUCAGGCAUCGCAGGCGGCAGUUUUGGGGUCGGCAAAUCCCUGGCGGUUUGUCUCAAAUCAUAGUUUGGAAGCACUGGUGUUUAAGGAGGGACAAGAACCAAAGGAGGACGAGGAUACAAUCCAAAAAGGGACCUUACUAUCCAAAAACAGAGACGCCAAUGAAAACGUCGCUGAAAAAUAGACUUCGCGUCCAUUGAAACUUUUUCGCCCUCAUACCAAGUCGCCCAGUGAAUUGAAAGUGCGGAACAUGUGUUAGGUUCGAACUGAAGAGAGGAGACCGCGUCCGAGUUCAGAGAGGGAUAGUAAAUAAAUUUAUCGCCUUGUCGUUCCAGUUCUUAAGCCCGUCAUCUAAAAAACAUUGACUAUUCCACGUUGUAGUUGUGUAGGGACAGCGGAGAAAUGUACAAAAAAAAGUGAGGCACGUGCAGCCGGAGCUGUUGUUUUGCUCACUGAAGCCUAUUGUGUUUUAGGCGUUCUUCUUGCCGUCGCCGUUGUAGUUUCGUAAGGUUCCUAGCAGUAUAUGUCAGUUGCUCUUGAAACGGCGAUUCUGAGGUAUCAAGCCUACGUCAAAGGUAGUGGUAGACGAAAUUUCUAAUUGAAACUUUUUGUUUCAAACCAAGGGAAAGUAUUUCUUUUUCCUGGCUUUAUUUUCCACAUUAAUUAUUGUAAUCAACUCUGUUAAGUAGUUUCCUAGAAUUUAAACAAGCAUGAAGUAAACGUUUUUGUUUUUGUACAGGAAAAGAAUUGUAUUAUUUUUUCCUUUCCCUGAAAACUGAUAGUUAAUUAACCUCAGUCCAUGCUAGGUGUGAAUGAAAUAUUAAAAACUUUAGAGCAUGAUCUGUAUGAUCCAUACAGGCAACAUGGAUAUUUUUUUUCAGGUUCCCAUUGAUCCCUAUGGGGUGGCGAAAAGCAAUCUUUUUCUUCAAACAAGUUUUAAAGCUGUUUAGAGAACGUCAGUGGACGAUUUUGUAAUAAUUUGUAAUACCCGUCUUGAUUUGCAUUACGUAGUAGCUGUUCUAAUUUGCUUUAAGAAGGAUCCUCAGUUACUUUCCUGUCAUGUUCAGGGGUCUCCGUACCAAUGAAAAUAAAGCUAAAAAAGUUAACUGAAAACAGGUAUUGCAAAAAGGAAACAUAAAUUCAAAUAAACUAUUGCAAAGCGAUUUAUUUCUGUGUCCCACAUGAUGAAAAAGUGACUCUAAAGAUGUUGUCUUUACCAUGAUCUCCAACAUUAGCAUAAUUCAGAGACAUCUUCGGAAAUUAAUCGCUAUGCUAUGAGACGAAACUGCAUUUCAAGACCUCAUCAUUUUCUUUAGAUAUAAGCCAGUUAUGCAUGUCGAUAGCAUAUUUAUUCAAUGUUUUUUAUGGCCCUUCAAACUUUGUUUCAAAAUAUUUCCAAAAUUCAGCUGAACCAGGAGUAAAGACUAGGUGUCCCAGUGUCCCAGCGGCACAUUACCACCCGAAAAAUUUCUAAAGAAUUCCUCCAUCCCCCCCUCCUUCCCAUGGGACCAUGGGAAACCCUAGCAAGAGUAGACGAGAUGUCCACCGCUGGAACGGUACAUUAAAAAACGCUACAUAACAACAUUUUUGACAUUAAGCGAUAAAGAACACUUUCACCUUUAACAAUGUAUUAUAUUCCAAGAAUUUAUUACAACAUUUUAUUGCUAUUUUAUUAUCAAACACACAAAGAAACAUUUAGUAUUAAUGUAUUAUUGUCUUGAUGCACAUUUUUGUGAUAACACAGCCCAAUACAAACUAUUAUUUAAUGACAUUAAUUAGCAAAUUAAGACGAUGUAAAGAACAAAUAGGGCAUUUUCACUCACGUGGCCAGCACCUAUGCAAAUUUAUUGGAACAAAAGAGAACGUUUACAUAGGAAAAGAUUUCAGUGUCCCUGAUAUUUACGCAAGAUGUUGGUUAUAUUCUGCAGUUGAUAAGAACUUCCUUUAACUGUUAAGAUGGAGAUCUGGUUUUGGAUUCUUGGCUGGGUUCUUUCAUUUCUGGCUAUCAUUGGAAAUGGAUUUACAAUCUUCCUCGUUUGCAGCAGACGAAAUCUUCGCACCAAAACCAAUGCGUUUGUGGUAUCACUUGCGGUAGCGGAUUUCUGUGUUGGUUUGAGCGUUAUUCCUUCUCUGUUAGCUUGCGAAUUUACAAACACCUGCCACUGGCCUGAUUAUUGGUUAUCGUGGGUGAAUAUUAUAAGAUUGUUGUUUAGUCACUCGUCUGUUGUAAACUUAUGCGGCUUAGUACUGGACCGUUUUAUUGCCAUCGUCUAUCCUCUAAAAUAUAUUACUUUGAUGACUCGCCGUCGAAUUACACAAGUUAUUUUCUUCUCUUGGGCUCUACCAGUUAGUUACAAUGCGCUAAAAAAUACCCUUUGUAUUGUCUUAUUUCAAAACGAUACCUCCGAGUGUCCUUUUAUUUGGCCGACCAUAAUUUCCGAGUUUCUUCCAUGUGUUGUAUUAAUGCUCUGCUUUGUAUCAAUGAUAUUUCAUGUAUGCAGGCAUGAUCAGUCAACACGUACCUUAGCAAAACAGUUGCGUUUUAACCAUCAGGUAUCGUUUAAAACCCAUCACGAGAAGUCCGCAGUAAUAAUGAUGGGUAUUGUGAUAGGAGUGUUUCUUGUUUGCUAUGGUAUGUAUCUACGUUGUAGUUUUCUAAUACUAUCCUCAUCACCAUGUAAUGAUGAAAACUACAAAAUUACUUUCUUGGUUUUAAACUCAGCUAUUAACCCACUGGCUUAUGCCUUUUUUAAAAGAGACAUAAAGAAAGAGUUUAAAAGACUCGUUGGCGCUGUGUUUUAUAGAAAAUAACAAAGUUAACUAAAACCUACCACUUGACGUGCGUAACUCAUUCUUGUAGGAUGUAAGUCUUUUAUGAACGAGUGUGAAAGGCUUGAGCAAUUCAGUAAAAGACUGAUGAAUGAGUGAGGCAUGGACUCAAAGCGAAUUGAAAUUUGGAAAAUUUGGAGCCGAUUAGGAGAGAAAACAAAAACCUUUUGACCCUAACAGAAAAUACAAGGGAAAUACAAGUUCUUAUUGGAUGGAACUUUUUAGUUUCACAUCAUGAGAGUACAAUUUCACACCCUGCUACCAAAGCCCGCUUUGCUUCACUUGCUCGAUUUUGGCAUACUCCAGCAUGACUCUGUGUCAAUCGAGUAACAAAGAUAGCGUGAGCAUGUGCUGCUUGUUGCUUGGAUAUAGUUUGGAACCCAGGCUUAAUAGCCGUGCGCUUUGUACAUUGGGCUCAUCGGUUAUAAUCAUCAGUUUGUCAAUCUCAGUCUGAAACGGAUGCUUACACUCUGAAUACCAGUUUGAAAAGAGAAAUGAAGAUUGACAAGUUCAGAAGUUCGAGGUUCGGUGACUUCAUAAGGCUUGGCGCCAAUUUUCCUCCACACUGAGGUUGUUUCUUCAAUAGCCUUCGUAAUCAACUCUGUUAACGGCGAUAGAUUCCUAGAAUUUACCGAACCGAACUGAAAGAUUAACUGUACGAUAUUCUUGUUAUAUGAAGUAAUUCCCUUGUUGAGAAAAACACAAAUAAAGAAAUGUAGUUGUUUUGUAAUCUUUCCGUGCAAGUUUAUUUCAGCUCAGUCCUGCAGGUGUGACUGAAAUGAUAAAAUCGUGUAAAGUGUAAAAUGACUUGUUAUGGAGAAAAAAAGGUAGCUAUCAAACAUUACACGAAAGUAAUACUAAUUUUCCUUAAAAUUCUGUGGAAAUCAUGACAAAGAAAUUAAUAUUGGUUGCUAAGGAAGCCCAACAGCAAAUUGGAUAGACGAGUUGCUUGUGGCUGGAACGAUAUUAAAAUCGUUGCAUGCCGAAUGAAUAAUAAAACCUUCCAAUUUAGCUGUACGAAAUAAAAAUAAAGUAGAAGGCAUCUAACUAAACAAUAUUGUUAAUUGAUUGAUAACUGAGCUAGUGAAACAGUUCUUAAAGAUCAUAUCGACACCCCAGGCGUCUUGCGCCAUAUAUAUAUAUAUAUACAUAUUGAAAGGGUUAUAAAAUAACAAGGUUCUAUAAAUAAUUAAUUAACUGUUAGACAUUCAAGAAGUUUUUUUGAAGAGGGUGUUUUUUGCACAGUUGAACUGCCUUUAAAAACUUAUCGACAUUGUGUUUCUGUUUCACAUCGUGAUCAGUUUAUUUUUUUUCCUCGCUCUUUUUAUUAACUGAAAACCAUUGCAUACUCUAUUUAGUAUAGCAGUGGAGUUAAACGGAACAGUCUAGGCAGAUUACCGUGAUGCUGCUGGCUCCUAUCGGUCUUGUUUUAUUUUCUCGCUUAUGCAUGAAUAGUUAACGACAACAGUGGAAACGUUCUCAGGCAAAUUUAGUAACGCGCUGUACGUGAUAUUUAAGAGACGGCCUUGGCUUUUUAUUUAUUAAUGCACUUUUGUCGUAAUUUGUAGUAGACCUGUCGCAAUUUGUAGGAAAUAUGUCGGCCUCAAUUUAGACUAAAGUGAAGGUACAUUUUUUUUUAAUGACGGCUAAGGUCACGGUUAAUUCCAUCUGUUAUUACUGACAGACCAGACUGGUUUAGUUGUAAAGAGAAUAGUUAAGAUCCAGCCAGAUCAGAGCAAUUUCGAUUAAGAUCGGCAAUGUUGGAGUGAUAAAAUUGUUGUCUCAAAUACCGCUCCUUUGUAGGAACAAUAAACAAACGCGCCAAGGCUUUGCACGGGUCGAUGUAGUUCAAUUGGGCAACUGGAAUUAACAACAUUUCAACCGGAAUUUUUGUUGUAUUGAAAGCGCCCAUUGGCUUUGAAUUACAGCGGUUAAGACACCCAACUAUCCUCAUUUUGCUACCAACUGUGUUGCGACAGUUCGGUCAGAUACCUACUGCGCAUACGAAACACAUAAUUAUUAGAAAUUACCAAGUUUAUGACAAAGUAGGACAAUAAAAAGCACUUCAGUCUAGUAACAAUUUACAUUUGCCAGUGAACAACUCAAAACCUCCUGACAUAUUUGCAAAGAGGAUAUUUUUCUUUUAUCUGUAGUUAAUAAGAACUUCUCUUAACUGCCCUUAGUACGGAUGGAGACCUGGUUUUGGAUUCUUGGAUGGGUUCUUUCGUUUCUUGCCAUCACUGGAAAUGGAUUUGUAAUCUUCCUCGUCUGCAGCAGACGAAAUCUCCGCACCAAAACCAACGCGUUGAUUGUUUCACUUGCAGUAGCGGAUUUCUGUGUUGGUUUGAGCAUUAUUCCUUCUUUGUUUGUAUGCGACGUUACAAGCACCUGCUACUGGCCUCAGGUUUUUCCUUCAUGGAAAGAUGUCGUAAGGUGGCUGUUUAGCUACCUGUCUUUUUUAAACUUGUGUGCUCUGGUGCUCGACCGUUAUAUCGCCAUCGUAAAGCCUUUUAAAUACAUAACUUUUGUGACUCGAUCUCGUGUUAUUCAAGUGAUAACUUCCUGUUGGAUAGCGUCAUUUACGCUGGUUGCGUUCAAGACCGCACUUCGACUUUGCUGUGAGACCCCUCUGACCAGUAUCGUUGCAGUUGUGGUUUUAAUGAUUUCCAUGGAAAUCGUUCCAUGCGUUCUGCAGAUAUUCUGUUUUGUGUCAAUGUUACUUCAUGUAUGGAAACAUGAUCGGUCAGCACGCACCCUAGCAAAACAGUUACGUUUUAACCAUGGGAUAUCUUUUAAAACCCAUAACGAGACGUCUGCAGUAAUAAUGAUGGGUAUUGUGAUAGGAGUGUUUGUAGUGUGCUACGGAAUAUAUUUGCGUUGUAGUCUCGUAGUACUAUCCGACACAAAUGCAUCAUGUAAAGAUGAACAAUACAAAAUUCCUGUCUUGGUUUUAAACUCGGCCAUUAACCCAAUGUGUUAUGCUUUUUUCAAAAGAGACAUAAAGAAAGAGUUAAAAGGCUUA